AUGCCUUCGAUACCGAUAUCGAUGGAUGAAGUUUUGUUAUCGCUAUGCUUUAGGCGUGAUUUAUUGGUUCAGAUGAGACCCAAACGACAUCGUGGAUCAUGUGACGCCUCAUUUGCGGUGUUUGACACACGAGGGUUAGAUGUUUGGUUAGCUGAUAACUCGAUAGGAGAUAUAGUAAUAGUAUUGCGGAUGGCUUUGAGCUUAUUACUGCACAUUUGUCGUCUUUGGAUAGAGCGUAGUGCACUCCAUUUGUAA
Messenger RNA from Prunus armeniaca (apricot), 255 nucleotides. NCBI's taxonomy places the organism in Eukaryota, Viridiplantae, Streptophyta, Magnoliopsida, Rosales, Rosaceae. The record is from the annotation of a GenBank genome assembly.